Messenger RNA from Colletotrichum graminicola M1.001, 711 nucleotides. RefSeq lists its product as uncharacterized. The transcript has a single exon. The record is from RefSeq and is a predicted model, not a curated record. NCBI's taxonomy places the organism in Eukaryota, Fungi, Ascomycota, Sordariomycetes, Glomerellales, Glomerellaceae. The coding region runs from base 1 to 711 and encodes 236 amino acids.
AUGUCCUACAGACUCAUCGCUUCUGUCGCUGUCCUUGCGACCGCUGUUAUGGCCAAGACGGACCUCGCCGGCUGUGUAUCCUCCGACUCAGUCGUCACCCCUACCCAGGGCGGCACUCCCUAUGCGACCGUCGUCUGGUACGUCCCCGGCACCGGGGAGAUCUGCGCCGCCCUCGACUGCGGCGGCGGCCGCGCCCCUCCCAAGACCGAUGUCCCCGGCUGCAUCGGGUACAAGGGCACCGAAGCGUACUCGCCUUCGUUCCUCCCGCUGGCGACCAGCGACGCCUACCUCGCCCAGCCCACGCGGCCGUCCGUCAUCACGUCGGCUCCGGAGAGCGCCAUCCCCACUGUCCUCGACACUGCUGCCCCGAGCGAGACCAAGCCGGGCGAGAUCAAGCCGAGCGAGAUCAAGCCGAGCGAGAUCAAGCCGAGCGAGACUGAUCUGGUUGAGAGCGAGUGUAGCACCGAGAUCGAGACUUCGGCUGCGCCAGCUGUCACCCAUGUCGUCUCUCCUCCUACUGGGGUGAAUGCGACGGCCACUUUCCUGAUGACUACCCCCAAGUCGGCUGCUGGCCGCCAGACUUCAAUCAUGAGCAACGGUUCCGCUCCCACCUCAGCCAUAACAAGACCCAGUGCUUCGGCUCCUAUCGGGGCGUCGCGCGAGCUAUUCGGUCUAGUUGCCAGCAUGGCUAUCGCGGCGGUUUUGUUGUAA